AUGAAGUACGGUCAUGAAUACGCGGAGCUGCUGGCUAGCGAAGGAUUCCCCGAGGAAUGGGUUUCUUCUGCUAUCUCAUACCGUCUGCUCAAGAAGUCGAUCAAAAAGGUUCAGCAAGAACUAAGUGCCCUCGGCUUGGACGCUUCAACACUACAACAUCUGCAAAGCGAAUUUGGUGUAGAGGCUCCUGGAGACAGAACUAGCUCAAAUUUUGUCCCGGAACUGUGGGUCGCUGUCGACGGCGACAGUGGAGAGUUUCUGGAUGCACAUCUCACAAAAGAGACAAAGGAAUACUUUCUCCGGUUGGCUCAGAACAACGACACACUGAGCGAGCCUGACAACCGUGACAGUUACAUCUCACACGGAACCGAUGGAUCUUCAAUAUCCGAGCAUGACCAGUGCGACGCUUCGGUCCAUGCAUCAUCAGCUGACAAUGGCGCUCAGUGGGCCCAUGUCCAUCUGCAUACAGCGGCAAACUUCUUCAACCUCCUCGACCCAAAAUUGGCACAACUGGAUGUGAUUCAGCACGAAGAAGAAAAGCGCCUCGAAACAGAGAUUGUAGAGCUCAGCACUGAAGUCACAGCACUCACCGAACCUGCUCAUCUGAAGAAGGGCAAAUUCAAGUCUAGAUCGGACGUCACCAUCUGGCGCGAGAUCCUUGCCUUGUACGUGCAACAUGCUAUCUUCUUUUCGCCCUACGAAAGAGAUCGCGGCUCACGCAGCUUCGAGAAAGCAAAAUCGCAUCUCGAGCUCUUCUCCAAGGACCUGGUAGAUCAAGGGCUUGUCAAGAAGUUCAAGGAAAAGUCGAGCAGACAUGCCUUUGAUCACUUUGUAGCUAUCAACCUCGAUAUUCUCAAAGCCAUGCGCUUCCAAGAACUCAACAUGGAAGCCGUACGCAAGAUUCUCAAGAAGUUCGACAAGCGGACUGCGUUGGGAGCAGCAAAGUCUUACCAGAGCGAGGCGUACAGUGGUCUUUUUGCCAAAUCAGUCGCAACCGAUAUGUGCGCGGCGAUGUCUCAGCAAGUGGUCACGAUUGUGCCUCAGCUCGAUGACUACAGUUGUCCCGUUUGCUGCGAUGUUGCAUGGAGACCCAUCCGACUCGAAUGCUGCAAUACGGUGUUUUGCAUCCGCUGUAUGAUUGAGUUGCAGAAGUCCAAGGCAAAGUGUCCGAUGUGCAGAUCUACUUCGGUCAUCACUGCUGAUUCCGGGUCUAUUGAUCAGCAGCGAGCGGAGUAUUUGGUCAAGUACUUUCCGCACGAAGUCAAGGAGAAGCAGAAGGCGAAUGAGCUUGCUGUUGCUAUAGACAAGUAUGGUCCUGAGUUCAAGAAGGGGCCUUGUUGUGUGAUGUGA
Aureobasidium namibiae CBS 147.97 is the source of this 1350-nucleotide messenger RNA. RefSeq lists its product as uncharacterized. Bases 1 to 1350 code for a protein of 449 amino acids. The record is from RefSeq and is a predicted model, not a curated record. The transcript has a single exon. Lineage: Eukaryota; Fungi; Ascomycota; Dothideomycetes; Dothideales; Saccotheciaceae.